UGGCUGUGUUCGGUGUCUCGCGCACCACUAACGUUAUGUUUGUGGCGAGGCGGGAAAUGGCGUCCGCAAAAACGCUUCGUUUGUGACCAGCUACCAGCGACAACCACGGCCCGACCUCUGACACUGAUCGGCGGCCGCUCCGUUGGCGGAGCUGACGGCGCUACGGCCACUUUUUGGAGAGCUUCCUCGAUCAUCGGACUUUCUAUGUGACGUUGGAGCAUGAUGAAGCUGAGAGUGCGUAAAGCUCCUCAGCAGCCAACUUUAGGCCGUCGCACCCACCUGUCCCAGGCCAAACGGAAGUAUUCUGAUGUGGAGACCUCCCCAGUUAGAAGCCGAGCCAAAAUGCAGAAGAGUGAAACAGGCCUGUUCUCCACCAUCAAGAAAUUCAUCCGUGGAAAUGCUGUCAAGGUGGAGCAGGAUAUCCCCGCCAAGAGGAGUCGCAUUGACUGUAAUUCUGAUCAUGAUCUAAUUACUUCAACUCCACAAACUAGAGGCCUUUCCAACAAAUCAAUCUCCAGAGUUUGUCAGAAAACUUCAGAUCAAGACACAACAACAUGCAGCAUUAAGCCCAUGAAACCAAACGGUAAAAUUGAGGUAAACGUCGAGGCAACAAACAGUCCACCCAGAACCACACUGCUUGGAACUAUCUUUUCUCCAGUUUUCAACUUUUUCUCACCAGCAACCAAAACUGCCACACCUGGUUCAGACUCCCCUGGCCAAGCCAUGGAGGCAGAAGAAAUUAUGAAGCAAUUGGACAUUGAACAGGCAGAAGAAAUGCCCAGCAGCACUCUGACAUCCACUGAAGGAGUCACUCCAUGUCACAUUGCUCCACUGUUACCACAGAGGCUUCAGAUAGCCUCUGAUACAACCAUAGAAGAAGGAGAAAUAGUUACUGAAACUGACAUGCCUCCGCUAACGGUUCCUGGAUGUAUACCAGACAGUGGUUACCUACAUGCGUUACCCUCAGCCCCUCCUGAAACCUCAUAUGAUGAGGACUGGGAAGUUUUUGAUCCGUACUUCUUCAUCAAGCACGUGCCUCCACUGACAGAAGAGCAGCUGACACGUAAACCAGCAUUACCUUUAAAAACACGCAGCACACCAGAGUUUUCUCUAGUCUUGGAUUUGGAUGAAACACUGGUCCACUGUAGUUUGAAUGAGCUAGAAGAUGCAGCCCUGACAUUCCCUGUGCUCUUUCAAGAUGUUAUAUACCAGGUAUAUGUUCGUUUGAGGCCCUUUUUCCGAGAGUUUCUUGAACGCAUGUCUCAGAUGUAUGAGAUUAUCCUUUUCACGGCUUCAAAGAAGGUGUACGCUGACAAGUUGCUCAACAUUCUGGAUCCUAAAAAACAGUUGGUCAGACACAGGCUAUUUCGUGAGCACUGCGUCUGUGUUCAAGGGAAUUAUAAAGACCUUAACAUUCUUGGACGAGAUCUUUCCAAGACCAUAAUAAUUGAUAAUUCACCUCAAGCCUUUGCCUAUCAGCUUUCCAAUGGAAUCCCAAUUGAGAGCUGGUUUGUGGAUAGAAAUGACAAUGAGCUUCUGAAGCUUGUUCCUUUCCUUGAGAAACUUGUGGAGCUGAAUGAAGAUGUCAGACCGCACAUCAGAGAACGGUAUCGUUUGCACGAUCUCCUUCCUCCAGACUGAGGAUGUCUCACAGUCCACGUUGAUAUCAAUGUGGGGAAAAUUCUGACUGAAGGAUAUAUUGGGAGGACUUCUUUUGCAAACAAAUUGCCAUUAUUCUUUUUAAAAUCAUGCAAAAAAUUUAAAGUUGUAUUUGGUUAAAAAGCCCUGGAUGUUUUUAUACAUACCAAAAAAAGAGAGAGAGAAACUGCUCAGUGCAGCAGGUUCUUCACUUUGCUUGCUUCUUUUAGUUCAACUUAGAAAACAGCCUCCUGGAGGGUCUUUUGUCUCUGACGAAACUGAAUGUCAUUCAGUGUUUCAUUAUGUGGACUCUGUUGGCUUUGGCAGGCCCUCAAACAGCCAGUCAAACCUGUAUAAUAUUCAGCAUUGUAAAUAUAUGUACAUAAUUUUUUUUCUUCAAGGUUUUUAAGUCAUUUUAUUUUCACUUCAGAUUUUAGUAUGUAUUCUUUGACUCUGUUGCAUUUCCAAACCAACAAAAUGUUAGUUUUGUUGUUAACAGCUGCUUUUCUGUUGUAAGUCUGCAUUAUUCCUGUGACGCUUUACUCCAUUACAUGCAGUUGUCUGUAAUAAGGUGCAGUUUUAAAAUGUAUCUUUGGGAGGAAGUGAUUCUGAACUGUUUCCAAGCUGUGUAAUGUAAGCUACAAUGGGGUCUGAACUGAAUACAAAGCCAUAAUGGCCAAAUGAUCAUUUUGAAGAUUUGUAUUUGAGAGUUGGUUUGGACACCUCGAUGAUCCUCUUUGAGGGGCGGAGGGGGUUCAGGCUUCUUGCACUUUGACAUCCAGCCUGAGUUUAAGUUGUAAAGUAAAAAAGAAAAAACAAAAAACUUGUCACUUUUCUACACAGGUGUGUAUUGCCUCGAUUUGUAAUUUGGGCGGGGGGGAUUGUAGCACCAGCAAAUUGCCAAGAUUUGCUUUGAAAUCUUGUUUUACAAGAUGUAUGUGGGAGUCAAGUUUUGAGGAUUGAAUGAUCACUCCUGUUGUAUUCAGUGUUACUCAAUGGUUUCCUUGAAAAUAAAUUACAUUUUUAUACACUU
Thalassophryne amazonica is the source of this 2671-nucleotide messenger RNA. It is a transcript of the gene ctdspl2a, whose product is annotated as CTD (carboxy-terminal domain, RNA polymerase II, polypeptide A) small phosphatase like 2a. NCBI's taxonomy places the organism in Eukaryota, Metazoa, Chordata, Actinopteri, Batrachoidiformes, Batrachoididae. The record is from RefSeq and is a predicted model, not a curated record. Gene Ontology annotation, molecular function: phosphoprotein phosphatase activity.